This is a messenger RNA of Punica granatum (pomegranate), 1775 nucleotides long. The record is from RefSeq and is a predicted model, not a curated record. Lineage: Eukaryota; Viridiplantae; Streptophyta; Magnoliopsida; Myrtales; Lythraceae.
UCAUCGCUUUCGUGGUUUUGAGGUCUGUAUAUAUCAUAUUAGGGUAUGUAUAUCAGUGUUAAUUUGAAGAAAUUAAGUGUGGUUAUGUUCGAUUAGUGUUGUGGAGUUAAGUUUGAAUUAGCUGCUGAUUGAUAUUGUUUUGGGCGUCGGAUUGCUGAUGGAACGGUUAAUUAUGAGGUCGGGGUCUAAUUUUGGAUAAUUGAUGUUGAACUGCAAGUUCGGAGAAGGUGGGCUGUGGGUUUGUUCGAUUUCUCGUGGUUGAUGAUGUCGAAAUAGCCGAAAUUAGAAUUGGUUGGUGUUGUCUUUAGCCUCGGACAGCUUUCUACUUCAAUUUCUGUUGAAACUGUCGUCAAUUGCUCUGGUUUCAAGUGUUCUUAUUGAAGACAGCUUCUCGCCGUCGUUUUUUAUGUGCCUGUCUGAGAUGACAACCGAAGGACAAGCCAUGCCAACCGUUUCUCUUCUUUCAAAUUUGCCACUGUAGAGAUUAUAUGGUAAAAGGAAAUUAGAAUUAAUUAGGUAAGAUAGAAUAAGGGUAAAUUAGGCACAAAAAAUAAAGAAUCUUGGCAUUAAUGAUUCGGAGUUUAAAAUUUGUAAUUUGAGUUUGCUUAUCCUAUGCCCUUAGGGCAUGUUUGGUUCACCGGAUUAGGUAGGGCACAGAUUAACUAUUCCGUACGGCUUAGAUUUUUUGUCGUUUGGUUCAACGGAAUGCGGAAUAGCUAUUCCGACUCGGGAUCCAUAUCCGGUUUACAUGCGAAAUAGGGGUGCCGCCCAUCACGGUCCAGAUUAGCUUAUCCGGAUGCGGAAAUGGAGGCGAAUGGACAAAAAUACCCUCAUCUUCUUUCGAUAAUUACAAUGCAUGCCAUCCCAUAAAAGCCUCGCUUCUCAGCGAUCGGACAUUUCCUCUCGGAAGAAAAUUGUAAACCCUAGCAGAGCUCCAGCCGUGCUCCCGAUUCGAACCUCCCCUGAGAGCUCUUCAACAUCAAUGUCGGCCAGACAUUGGGCAUAAGGAGUGCGACAUUCGGCAUAAGGAGUGCGUUCAAGUUUAAAAUUCACUAGAAGCAUCUCAUUGUUUUUAUCUCCGAACCAAGUCAAAUGGGACUGCAGUAAGCUGUCCAUUUUCCCGCUUGCGAGCUCUGCUUCCGCUACCAACCUUUCUUGCGUUUCCUCUGUGGAGCUUUGAACAAACAGCGAUUCUCUUCCAUCUGUCGCAGCUCAGAAGUCGGACCUGACCUUUGGACCCUCCAAGGACUGCUAUCCUGAAGUUUUAAGUUGACGGAAGCUAACCCAGGAUUCGUGAAACUUGAACAGAAGUCAUGAAAUCUUCAGAGAUGCCAUUGAAGCACAGCAGCAACAGCACAAAGGGACAAAGCGAACCAAAGAGACAGAAUCUCCAGAAGCCUCCUUUUCGACCGGUUAAGGACGACACAAAACCCAUCCUCCAGGACCCGAUAUUAAGAUCAGACCCGAUCGAGACAGAGGAAGCAGUGCUACGAUUGCCUCCAUUUGACGCGACCCAAUGAGCCUGCAAUUCAAUACAAGAUUAAACUGAAUCUGUGAAUUAUAUACUCGUUUUGAUGUCCACAGAACUCAGCUUGUCUGAAUGGCAGAAGCCUUUCUCCAGAUAAUUGCAAUUAAGUUGUUCGACUGCAUUAGACGUUAUCUCCACAUGCCAUUCUGAUAUGCUUGCAGUUCCUUUUAUAAAUUCACUGCUUGUAAUUGCAAUGCACAUUCUCAAGUUGAAAUAUCAUUGCUCGAAAAUGUAACUUGACGCUCAA